Lycium barbarum (goji berry) is the source of this 1845-nucleotide messenger RNA. RefSeq names its product wall-associated receptor kinase-like 20. The transcript is spliced from 3 exons. The coding region runs from base 1 to 1845 and encodes 614 amino acids. The record is from RefSeq and is a predicted model, not a curated record. Lineage: Eukaryota; Viridiplantae; Streptophyta; Magnoliopsida; Solanales; Solanaceae. Gene Ontology annotation, biological process: cell surface receptor signaling pathway; protein phosphorylation. Gene Ontology annotation, molecular function: polysaccharide binding; ATP binding; protein serine/threonine kinase activity. Gene Ontology annotation, cellular component: plasma membrane.
AUGGGUGGAUUAAUUUGUGAGAAUUGUGGCAAAACUCCAGUGCCAUACCCGUUAAGCACGGGGCCAAAUUGUGGCGAUCAAUCGUACAAAGUCCGGUGCAGUGGAGGGACACUAUGGUUCGAUUCGAUGACAAAUGUAUCGUACGUUAUUACAUCCAUUAGCCCACAAAUCCAGAGAAUGGUUGUUAAAACACCAACGCUAUACCCCGAUACAUGUGUAUUGUCCAAUUUUUAUUCUGAUGGCCUCCAACUUGAUCCAAAUCUUCCUUUUAACAUAACGGGAAGUAACACAAUCUUGUUAUUUAAUUGCACGGACAACAUGUUGCACUUGCAAGCACCGAUAAAUUGUUCUUCUACGUGUGUUUGUCACCCUUAUGUGAAUAAAUUUCAAGAGUGGGCUGCUUGUAGGCGUCAAAAUUUGUGUUGUAUGUUUAGGACAGGAGGGUCACAAACUGAGUUUAUGAUUAGGUUGAAUCCCAAUGGGUGCAUGGCUUACCAAAGUUUUGUAAAUUUGGACAUUUCUUUGCCAAUUGAAAAAUGGCCACAACCUGGACUGGAAUUGAUGUGGGAGAUUCCAGAUCCACCUGCUUGUAAGAAGGAAGUGGAUUGUGAUGUGUUGCAAUUUUCAACAUGUUUGGCUGAUCCUAAAAAUCCUGGAAAGAAGAGGUGUGCUUGCAAGUCUGGCCGAUAUUGGGAUGCACAGGGAUAUUGUCAAAAGUGUCGACAUGGCACAGCUUGCAAAAUUCGAAGGAACAAAGCGACUCUUAUUUCAGGUCUUUCUUUUGCUGUAAUCUCAGUGCUUCUCAUGCUCUUAGGUGGAUUCCUAGUCCACAGGCGUUACCUCAUAAAAAGAAGAACUAUAAGGUUACUAAUCAAAGAAAGAGAGGACAUAUUAAGUGCCAAUACAAGUGGAAAAUCAGCUAAAGUUUUCUCAGGAAAAGAAAUUAAAAAAUCAACCAACAAUUUUGCCAAAGAAAACCUUUUAGGCUCUGGUGGAUUCGGCGAAGUCUUCAAAGGCACUUUAGAUGAUGGAACUAUAGUUGCAGUCAAACGUGCAAAACCCGGAAAUGCUAAAGGCACGUUACAAGUCCUUAACGAAGUUCGAAUCCUGUGCCAAGUGAACCAUCGUGGCCUAGUUAGAUUACUAGGUUGUUGUGUUGAGCUCGAGUUGCCUCUUUUAAUUUACGAGUAUGUUCCCAAUGGGACGCUUUUCGAGCACCUCCACGGGUUUCGACUCCGCGAGUGGGCCCCGCUUAGUUGGUUAAGGCGUCUCAUAAUCGCUCAACAAACCUCCGAAGGACUCGCGUACCUCCAUUCGUCGGCCGUUCCACCGAUUUACCAUCGUGAUGUCAAGUCGAGCAAUAUUUUAUUGGACAAUAAGCUCGACGCUAAGGUUGCUGACUUUGGACUUUCUAGAUUAAUAGAGCUGAGCGAAAGUGAGAACACUCAUAUUAACACGUCCGCUCAGGGCACGUUGGGGUAUCUCGAUCCGGAAUACUAUUUGAACCUUCAAUUGACGGAUAGGAGUGACGUUUAUAGCUUUGGAGUCGUGUUGCUUGAACUUUUGACGUCUAAAAAGGCGAUUGAUUUUAAUCGGGACGAGGAAAAUGUGAAUUUGGUUGUGUACAUGAAAAGGAUCAUGGAUGGAGAGAAAUUGAUGGAUGUGAUUGACCCUUUUAUCAAAGGAGGAGCAAGUAAAGUUGAAAUGGAGACAAUUAAGGCUGUAGGGAACUUAUCAGCAGCUUGUUUAGAUGAAAGGAGGCAAAACAGGCCAUCAAUGAAAGAAGUAGCUGAUGAACUUGAGUAUGUUAUUGGUAUUGUUACUGGUCAGGCUUCAAAAAGUUAG